Messenger RNA from Aspergillus pseudotamarii, 951 nucleotides. RefSeq lists its product as uncharacterized. Lineage: Eukaryota; Fungi; Ascomycota; Eurotiomycetes; Eurotiales; Aspergillaceae. The transcript has a single exon. Bases 1 to 951 code for a protein of 316 amino acids. The record is from RefSeq and is a predicted model, not a curated record.
AUGCCGCCUGAUCCGGACCCCGGUUUGAUCCAGCCAAAGACGGGAGGAGUCACCAAGCUCCAAACAUACAUCAUUACAGUAUUCGCGACAAUUGCCUGGUACAAUGCCGUGGAACUGGUGAUUAUAUGCUUAACCACGUUUAAGCGGUAUAGCGGCUGCUACUUCUGGAGUUUGUUGAUCGCCACCGUUGGCCUGAUCCCACUUGUCCUUGGAUGGCUCUUCUUUAUCUUUUAUUUCGGACUUACUCGCUGGGCUUCUGCCUCCAUAAUCAUCCCGAGCUGGUACUGCGUCGUGGCGGGCCAUUCUCUUGUACUCUGGUCACGACUGCACCUUAUCCUGCAGUCGCCAAAGAUACUCCGUGCCAUCCUCAUCCUCAUCAUUGUCGACAGUAUUGUCCUGUUUAUUCCUGCAACGGUGCUCUUCUAUGGAACCUUGAUCCACGAUGAAGGCUUUCGCACUUCGGCACGGUUUGCGGUCGUAUAUAACAAGAUGGAGCGAAUUCAGCUCGUGGGCUUCUGUUUGCAGGAGCUUCUUAUUUCAGGAAUCUAUAUCUUCGAAACGGUAAAGCUACUGCGACUUCGACCGGACACACUUCACCGUCCGAUUCUCACUCGGCUCGUGGCGAUUAAUAUUGUGGUUAUGGUACUCGACGUGGCAGUCGCCGCAGUCCAGUUCGCGGGAUACCUCGCCAUUCAAAUGAUGUUCAAGCCCGUGGCAUAUAGUAUCAAGUUAAAGUUGGAAUAUGCCGUCCUGAGUCAAUUGAUCGAGAUCUCCAAGGGCCCAUCAACGUCUGAUCCGGAACCGCUAUGUUCAUGUUCGCAGGCGCACAAUAUCUCAUCGACUUACCGGAGUGAUCCUGGGAGACAUAGCGCCACAGACUCGGACAUGCGGCAGUACAGUGUUGAUACGUUCUCUUCGGUGAUUUCAGCACGUCAGUCAGCUCCAUAUUGA